AUGAGCCCAACUACCAACGACAACAUCAAGGCCGAACCCAUCGUCUUCCGCGGCGCCAACUUCAACAUCUUCAAGGUGCGCAUCCAAGCCAAGCUGCGCAGCAAGAACCUAUGGACGAUUGUCAACGGCGACGAGAAGCGUACUGACGACAACGCCGCCGAAUUCGACCCCAAGGAAGGCAAGGCGUUUGAUUUGCUCGUGAAUUCGCUCGACGACGACAACCUAGCGUAUGCCGACGUGUCGCAUGUCAUCCACGAGCUCCAUACCAAGGUGUACGUGACGGAGAUGCGCGGCCUGCAACAGAAGCUGCUGCUCAUGGGACGCGUGUCGACGACGAGAUGCUGGGACGCCCGUGAGCCUGCCCCGACGUUGAAGCAAAUCACCGAUCGUCUCCUGGCCAAGGAAAGUGAAGCGCGACGUGUCGUGGCUGUCAAGCGCAAGGUGGAAGACGAUCAAGUCAUGUACACGUCCAAGGAAGGUGCUGCCAAACCAUGGAAGAAUGGACUGUCGAUUCAAGAAGCGCGAUGUGGCCAAGGGUAUCCAGCGCAAGUGUCUUCCGCUGCCUGA
Messenger RNA from Aphanomyces invadans, 567 nucleotides. RefSeq lists its product as hypothetical. The record is from RefSeq and is a predicted model, not a curated record. The transcript has 3 exons. Lineage: Eukaryota; Oomycota; Saprolegniomycetes; Saprolegniales; Verrucalvaceae. The coding region runs from base 1 to 567 and encodes 188 amino acids.